UGGAAAUAAUGCGUUAAGCGAAGUUGGUCGUAAAACGAAAGUGAUUUUAUAUUGUUAAUAGUGAAUGUGAUUUAAAAUUAUAUCUGGAUGUAUUAUUUGUGUUGUGACAUUGUGCAGUUGUGUGCCGGUGCUGUUAUUGGAUGCAUUUGAGAUGCUGUUUGUAAUACUUGCGUCAAGAAGAUACUGCGGUUUGUAAAUGCGGCAGGGCUUGACGACGAGCUUAAUGUUGUGAUCGCAUGGGAGGCGGCGCGCUGCUCGAUGCGGCGGCGCGUGGAGAUGCGGGGCGCAUCGCGAGCCUGCUGAACUCCAAAACAGUUCCCGUCGAUCUUGUGGACGAGAAUGGAUGCAGCGCAUUGCAGCGAGCGGCGGCGGACGGCCACGUCGAAGUGGUGCGUCUUCUGCUGGAGAAGGGAGCGGAUCCAAACAAACAGGACCUCGUGCAUGGCAACACAGCGGCUCACGAGGCCGCAUGGAAGGGCUACUCCCGCUGCGUUGCGCUGCUGGCACAGAUUUGUGAGCUACGCGCGCGAAACGCUGCGGGAUUCGCCCCGCUGCACCUCGCCGCACAGAAUGGUCACAAUCAGUCCACCAGGGAAUUACUGCUGGCUGGGGCGCCACCGGACUUGCAAAACAACUAUGGUGACACCUCGUUGCAUACAGCCGCACGCUACGGGCACGCUGGUGUCACAAGGAUCCUCAUCUCAGCGCAGUGCAGGGUUUCUGAACAGAAUAAGAACGGUGACACGGCUCUACACAUUGCCGCUGCAAUGGGGCGGAGAAAACUCACCAGGAUACUCCUCGAAGCUGGAUGCGACAAAUCCUUAAAGAAUCAUCAAGGUGAAACAGCCAGAGAUAUUGCCACUAGAAAGGGUUUACAAGAAAUAAUCACAAUUCUCAAUACACCUGUAGCGAAACAAACCAAGAAAAAAGAAAAGCAUAGGGACAAAAGCAGAGAACGUGAAAUAGAUGAGCCUGAUGAUGGCAAAAAAAAAGACAAAAGUAAAGACAAAAAGAAGAAAACUGUUCACUUUGAAACUCCACCGCAAGUGAAAUGGUCACCUUACGGUUGUCAUUAUUAUCCUGAUCCCAAAUAUUUCCCCAAACCUAAACUGAGCUCCUUGCCCACCGAACCGCUUAAAAAAGGAGAGCAAUAUUACUUAGAUUUGGCGGGAAAUAUCAAAAAAGGUCCCAUAGGUGCUGGGUACACUUGUUAUUGUGCGCCAUUCUUUAAACACAUGGAAGACAAACUUAACGAAGAUAAAGAUGAUUUAAAACGACAUAUAGAUAGGGCCCAUGAAAAGCUCGAUCAGAAGGUUACAGACCUGGAAAUGAAGACACAAGGUAAGAUAUCUGAACUAACACGAUUCGUUGCCGCGGAAAGGGCUUUGUGCAAGGAGAGACAUAAACAUUUAGAACAAUGGUUGACACGGGGUAUGAUGUUUAGGUCUUCAGAGAGAGUAAAAAGGCUUGACUUCAGUCCAAAGGGAUCAGUGGAUAUAUCACCGCUCAAAAGAACUAGAAGCUUAGAAAUACUUGACGCUAAUCAACAAGAAUGGAGUAAUGUUAACAGAAUAAUAAAAAAAUUCAGUGAUUCAUCUGUACAGAGGGAUAUUGAUAAUAACAUCGAACAGUUUGAAAAAAAGCCACUGUCACGAAGUACUGAAAUUUUAGACAGGUCACCUAGUCCAAGAAGACAUAUAUUAAAAAAUUCUCAAAGUUCAGAUCAUUUAGACGCAGCUCCGUGUAGAUACUCAAGAUCACCUAUUCGUAUAAUACAUCAUUUUCCACACACCAAAAGGCAAGAUAAUGAACACAACCAACAAACGGACCGUUGUGUUGCAAAGUCUCCAGUUCCGGGGACAUCUAGAAAUGAGAGUUUUUCACCUAGUCAAACAGAUUCAUACUUACAAAAUAAAAAAAUAGACUGUCAUAGUAUGCAGCAUGAAAAUCCACCAUUUAGUAACCAACAAAAUUCUCAAAAUACAACUUGGAAAAGUCAAGUUUUACAGAGAACUGCGGAUGAUAUACGCAAGCGAACUAUUUUAGAAAAAGAAAUGUCUGAUGUGAUUACAAGGAGUUCUACCAUACCAGAUGUCCCACAAACUGGUGGCAUGAAUCUAUUAAGACAAAUUAAUCAAGAGCAUAUUUCUGAACGAGAACCAAGAAAAUCUGUUCAAGAAUUAGUGGCUCAAGUGGAAAUUCAACAGAGGUCAAUAUCUCCCGAUAAAUUACAUAUGAAAAAAGUACAUGAAGUUGCAGCAGCUGAAUCUUUACAAAUGCCGCAACAACCACAGCGUCGUGCUCCUGUGCUUAAAGAGAAACCACCAAAAUCUAAAAGGUUCAGCCUUCAGAACCUUAUUCCAUUUCCAACUAGAAAAACAUUUCAAAGUCCAUCAAAAGAGAAUGGUAAUAAUUCAGAAAGUAGCGACGAAGAAGACCAUCCAAUAAGAAGCAACGCCUUACCUGGACCCAUGAAAAACACUAAUCUUUUGCAAACAUUGCCGCUCCCAAACUUUGAAACUAUAUCAACAAAAUCACAUUCGCCAGCGCUUCAAGUACAAACUGCCUUCCCCCACGAUAGACGUUUGAUACCUAAAGAUGCGUACUUUCACGAACUUCCCAACAAACAAGUUCACCACCAAAUGCCAUACAGAGACUUAAAUAACAGUCAACCUAUACCUCAAUACUGCCCUAGCCAGUACGACUACAAUGAACCUGGGCUACCUCAAACGCAAGGAGAAAGUAGAAAUAGGAACCCUAUUUAUCACAAUCAAACUGGCGUUUUUAGCGCCAUGAUGCAGGAUCACAUAAUCCGUGAAAUCGAACGCAUACCCCACUGCUACAGUGAACAUUUGGACCAGAAUACUGAGGUUGAAAUUGCAAAUCAGCAUGAUCACUUUCGCGGUUACUACGAUAACCGUCCACCAAUGUACCCGAAUUUUCGAGGAAACCCACAUGGACUGAGAAAACCUCCUGACCAUAGUCUGUUGCACAGCAGACUUCAGUCUCUGGCUAUAAACACUCAUUUGACUGAAACUCAAAGCCAGACAGACAGAGAAUCUCACAAUGAUUCUGGAUAUAGUACAAAAGUGUAUGGAAGUUCGCAAGGGCCGUCUCCUAGUCUUUCAGGUCAUGUGGAAGAUAACCUCUCUGGCCAGAGGAUCAACAUGGUAUCCGAUACUAAGCCACCAGUUGCUUCUUCAAGCUUAGUUUAGACCGAAAUAUCGUAAUAAAAAAAAGACAAAAGCCAAAAUUCUGACAGAAAUAUUCUAUCAUUUCCAAUAUAUCCGGUAUCAUUUGGAACCUGAAGUAGAUCUAACUAUAAAUUCUUUAUAUCUUCAAAGUUGCGUAUGCACUCUUGAUUGUUGUUGAAAGGUUUUUCCCCGUACUUUUAACAGUUGUCACUGUUGCACCCACCGAAUUUUUACAGAUGAUUUGAUUGAACACGUUGUACAUAGCCAAGUAAAGUAAAUACUUGGUAAAAUUCGCCUUGUACUUGAACAAGGUGAGAGGCAUUACUAAAUGUGGCCUUAUUAAAAUUUUCGGAUAUAAUUGUUAAUAACCUGUAGCAAUUCAGGAUUACACGUGUUUUGAACACAAUUAGGGGAUCGAAAUUUAAUAUAAUAUCACCAGCACGAACACUACGUUAAGUACAAAUUAAUAACUAUUGCCAUUUAUUGAUAACAAUAAGCAAUCUGUAUUCUUAGAGCUGACUUGAAAUUAUCUGUAAUAUAAUUUUGAGUGUAUUUUUGUAAUUAGAUUAACGUGUUAAUGUAUUAUAGAAUAUAUUUAUUUUAAUAUUGGAUAAUUUUGUACUGACUUUGUAGGACACAAUAAACGCACUUUUGAAGUGACACAAUUA
Molecule: messenger RNA, 3862 nt
Organism: Leptidea sinapis
Lineage: Eukaryota; Metazoa; Arthropoda; Insecta; Lepidoptera; Pieridae
Gene: dgo
Exons: 6
Coding region: 237-3215 (992 amino acids)
Molecular function (GO): protein binding
Source: RefSeq, a predicted model, not a curated record